Messenger RNA from Orcinus orca (killer whale), 2824 nucleotides. RefSeq names its product transcription factor EB (gene TFEB). The record is from RefSeq and is a predicted model, not a curated record. Bases 794 to 2221 code for a protein of 475 amino acids. NCBI's taxonomy places the organism in Eukaryota, Metazoa, Chordata, Mammalia, Artiodactyla, Delphinidae. The transcript is spliced from 9 exons. Gene Ontology annotation, biological process: positive regulation of DNA-templated transcription; humoral immune response; regulation of transcription by RNA polymerase II. Gene Ontology annotation, molecular function: protein dimerization activity; DNA-binding transcription factor activity, RNA polymerase II-specific; RNA polymerase II cis-regulatory region sequence-specific DNA binding. Gene Ontology annotation, cellular component: nucleus.
UGUUCUGGGGAUGGUUCUGCGCGAACAGUUUCUGGACUAAACUUUAGCUCUUUGGCUUAGUGUUCUCUGGGGAAGUGUCAGUUAAUUGCCGCCCAGACCCCACCCCCCACCCUGAGAGAGGGGUGCUUGGGUGAGCAGGGAAGGGGACAGGCCGGUUCAGGUCCCCAGUGACACCUCUGGGAUGUGGGCUCAGGACCCUGCGAGCUGAGAUUCCACCGGCCCAAGACCUGGCACUCUCGGGCAACUGGCGGUGGAGGGGAAGGUAGGGGCCCGGUCUCUGGUGUCCUCCAAGGCCGCCAGCUGUGGGUGCCCUCAGGUCAGAUCGCAGUUCUUCGUUCCUUGGCUUGUGCCCUCUGAGGCCUUCACUCUUCCCAGCCUGAGAGAUGGCCCCAGGCCCUGCCUUCAGGGAGAUCGCAGUCUGGGAGAGAGACAGCCAGGCCAGAAGAGGCUGGAGAGGGGAAGGGCUGGCUGCCUUGGGAGCCCUGCCUCAGUUUCCCCAGCCGUGGAAUUUACUUGGACCCCUUCAUUCUGCCUGCCUCCUGGCUUCUAGAUGUGAGUCGGGAACCAGAGAGUGUAAAUGAAGGGCUGUUUAGGGUGACUCUAUGCUCUGCUUGUGCGGGAGAGCAGCCAAUGUUGCUCACAGUUUACAAGGCCUGUUACAGCUGCAGUGCUAUUUUGUCCUCAGCUCAGCUCUGUGAGGUGCAGCCAAAUGGGAACCCAGGCCUCCUGGUUCUGUGUCCCAUGGAAGGGGUGCAGGGAUUGAGGACAUCUCCUCAGGGAGCCAGCGGCCACCAUGGCGUCACGCAUCGGCCUCCGCAUGCAGCUCAUGCGCGAGCAGGCGCAGCAGGAGGAGCAGCGGGAGCGCAUGCAGCAGCAGGCCGUCGUGCAUUACAUGCAGCAGCAGCAGCAGCAGCAGCUGGGGGCGCCGCCCACCCCCGCCAUCAACACCCCCGUCCACUUCCAGUCUCCGCCACCCGUGCCCGGGGAGGUGCUGAAGGUGCAGUCCUACCUGGAGAACCCCACCUCCUACCACCUGCAGCAGUCCCGGGACCAGAAGGUGCGGGAGUACCUGUCUGAGACCUACGGAAACAAGUUUGCUGCCCACAUCAGCCCUGCUCAGGGCUCCCCAAAGCCCCUGCCAGCCGCCUCCCCGGGCGUGCGGGCCGGACACGUGCUGUCGUCCUCAGCCGGCAACAGUGCUCCCAACAGCCCCAUGGCCAUGCUGCACAUCGGCUCCAACCCUGAGCGGGAGUUUGAUGUCAUCGACAACAUUAUGUGUCUGGACGAUGUCCUGGGCUUCAUCAAUCCCGAAACUCAGAUUCCCAAUACGCUGCCCCUGUCCAGCAGUCACCUAAAUGUGUACAGUGGAGACCCCCAGGUCACCACCUCCCUGGUGGGCGUCACCAGCAGCUCCUGCCCAGCCGACCUGACCCAGAAGCGAGAGCUUACAGAUGCUGAGAGCCGGGCCCUGGCCAAGGAGCGACAGAAGAAAGACAAUCACAACCUCAUUGAAAGGAGACGGAGGUUCAACAUCAACGACCGCAUCAAGGAGCUGGGAAUGCUGAUCCCCAAGGCCAACGACUUGGAUGUGCGCUGGAACAAGGGCACCAUCCUCAAGGCCUCUGUUGAUUACAUCCGGAGGAUGCAGAAGGACCUGCAGAAGUCCCGGGAGCUGGAGAACCACUCUCGGCGCCUGGAGAUGACCAACAAGCAGCUCUGGCUCCGCAUCCAGGAGCUGGAGAUGCAGGCUCGAGUGCACGGCCUCCCCACCACCUCACCCUCGGGCAUGAACAUGGCUGAGCUGGCCCAGCAGGUGGUGAAGCAGGAGCUACCCAGCGAGGAGGGUCCGGGGGAGGCCCUGCUGCUGGGGGCCGAGGUCCCCGACCCUGAGCCACUGCCGGCUCUGCCCCCCCAGGCCCAGCUGCCCCCGCCAGCCCAGCCAGCCCAGCCACCGUCCCCAUUCCACCACCUGGACUUCAGCCACAGCCUGAGCUUUGGGGGCGGGGGCAACGAAGGGCCCCCGGGCUACCCCGAACCUCUGGGGCCGGAGCAUGGCUCCCCGUUCCCCAACCUGUCCAAGAAGGAUCUGGACCUCAUGCUCCUGGACGACUCACUGCUGCCGCUGGCCUCCGACCCCCUCUUCUCCACCAUGUCCCCCGCGGCCUCCAAAGCCAGCAGCCGCAGGAGCAGCUUCAGCAUGGAGGAGGGCGACGUGCUGUGACCGGGGCCACGGGGGUGGGCCUGGCGGGGAGAGCCAGGGCCACCUCCCUCCCACCCUCCAGCCUGUACUUGUGUGUGAAGUAGCCCCUGCCCUGCCUCACUCCGCCCUGUCGGCCCCCUGUUUGGGCUUAGUGCCCUUGGCAGUCCGUGGGGUCGGAAGCCCCCCACCCAGGGGCAGCCCUCUUGAUGGGGCUGGGCAGAGAUAGGCCUUCAGCCCGGCUCCCGGAGGUGAAAUCAUGAGGGUGAGGGAGGAUACAGGGUGUGCUGGAGGUAAGACGAGGUCUUACCUUCUGAGCCUGGUCCCCCCACCGAUGAAGGAGGACUCGUUGGAACCAGGGGUCCAGAGGUUCCUUCUUGGAGGCAGUGACUGGUCCAGGGGGUGCCCAGGCCUGCCUUUCAGGACUCUGAUGGCAACAAGCCCGUCCUCCAGCCUGGCACUCCCCGCACCCCCCUUUGGUGCUAACAGCUCUCCACCAAGUGGUGUGAGGGCGGGGGUGGCCAGAAGAGGAGGCGCUGGGUUCAAGUUAGAGUGGGGUCACUGCUGGAAGAGCAGCUCCCCUCCAGUCUCCCCACUUUGUGCCUUUAGUAAACACUGUGCUUUGUA